Messenger RNA from Haemonchus placei, 387 nucleotides. Lineage: Eukaryota; Metazoa; Nematoda; Chromadorea; Rhabditida; Trichostrongylidae. The record is from the annotation of a GenBank genome assembly.
AUGCGAGUGGACCAGAUCAACAAAGAGGACGUCAAAGCGGUCAUACAGGUAGUCACUGUACAGUUAAAGAUGAGAGAACAACGUCUGCGAUGGUACGGAUACGAAAUGAGAAGACCACCGAAUCAUCCGAUAAGGGAGGCUAUGGAGUUCGAGGCCCAUUGGAAGAGACCGCGAGGAGCCCUAAAGAAGAGAUGGCGAAACGCGAUCAAGACGGACUUCGCCGAAGCUAAGGUAACGGCAGAAGAUGCCGUAGAUAGAAGGAAAUGGAGGCGGCUGGCAAGAAUGGCGGACCCUGCGACGGCGCGGGAUCAACGUAAAGAAAAAGAAGAGGAAUUUAAAUGUUUGUUUUGGCAAGAAUUCUGCACAAUAAUCUCGAAGUACCAUUAG